Molecule: messenger RNA, 1218 nt
Organism: Anopheles moucheti
Lineage: Eukaryota; Metazoa; Arthropoda; Insecta; Diptera; Culicidae
Gene: Dhfr
Product: dihydrofolate reductase
Exons: 3
Coding region: 208-768 (186 amino acids)
Biological process (GO): dihydrofolate metabolic process; folic acid metabolic process; tetrahydrofolate biosynthetic process
Cellular component (GO): mitochondrion
Molecular function (GO): NADP binding; dihydrofolate reductase activity
Source: RefSeq, a predicted model, not a curated record
GCAAAUGGGACUUUAUUGUACCGCACAUUUGUGAGAAUUCAAUUGCUAAAUUUUAGGCAGACAUAAAGAACGAGUUUUUACGUUAUUCACAAAAUCUUACUCAGGCUGUCAAGAUAGACCUAUUGAAUUUACAAUCCGGCACGAGACCAUCAACCAACGCGCUGUGUAUUUCUGGAAGUAAUUCACAUUCAACUCUUCCUUAAAACUAUGUCUAAAAAGUUUAGCUGUAUUGUAGCAGUUUGUGAAAACCGCGGUAUCGGUAUCAACGGAGAUCUACCAUGGAAAUUGAAGCAAGAACUGAAAUACUUUUCCCGAACAACGAAAAAGGUGGAAGAUGCUGGCAAACGAAAUGCAGUUAUAAUGGGAAGAAAGACCUAUUUUGGCGUUCCUGAAAGCAAGCGGCCAUUGCCUGAUCGUCUGAAUAUAGUUUUAACGCGCAAUGCUUCGGCAUAUGCAUUUCCUCCAGAUGUGCUUGUUUGCGACAGUCUUCAAGAAGCAUUGCAUAAGCUUGAUUCCACGAAUGUUGGGGAGGAUAUCGAAAGCAUUUGGGUUGUGGGUGGUAACAGCGUGUACCAAGAAGCGAUGGAAUCUGAUCGUUGCCAUCGUAUCUAUUUGACGGAAAUCAAAAAGCGGUUCGAAUGUGAUGCUUUCUUCCCCGAAAUGCCAAAAUCUUUUAUGGUUGUGGACAAUGAUGCAGAUAUUCCGAGUAAUGUGCAAGAAGAAAACGGAAUCCAAUAUGUGUACAAAAUUUAUGAGAACAAACACUAAAAAACAGCGUUUCGCUGAUCAAGAGGCAACUUACGUUCCAUUGCCAUCGAUUAUCGCUUGGCUUCUUGCAAAAGUUCGUACAAUUGUGCUAUCUGUUCAUCGCGAAAAUGGUUAAGCUGACUUUCAGUUAAAUCUUCUCCUAGCAUUCCAACCGGUCCAGGUUUUCCCCGCAAUCCUAAUUGCUGUGCCAGAUUGAUUGCAUAUCCCUAAUAGAAUUAGGAAAAAAUAGUAUCACCAUGUCGGAAAAUCGUAUGGUGAAUCUUCUUUUUGAUACAAAUAUAAAUUAUCUAUCAAGCAUUAACUUACAGCCCAUUCGCUCAUAAAUUUUUGACUUUCGGUUGGAGAACAAUUUUUAUGCCGUUUGAACUCGUCUUUUACGUAGGUGUUGCCGAGCUCCUGCAGUGCCUCCGGUAAUCCUGGCGAAUAAAAGCCAAUUGUAUAUAUAAAGCA